CAGUAGCGGCAGCUGCAGGGAGCUCUGGGUAAGGAGCGCUGGGGCUGCUGCAUUAGCUGCUGCUGCUUUAGGAGCAAGUGAGAGGCAGCCGCUCUGAAGCGUCCGACUGCAGCCGUGCUGAAUCACCGGCGCUGAUUAAUCCCUCCAGCCCGCUGCCUGCCCGCGGCCGCAGGAUUGCGAGAGGGCUGGAGUGCAUGCAGAGUUCAGGCUCCAGUCCGGCUGCGCACAAUGGAGGAUGAAAGCAUCAAACAGAGUUCCCAGUCACCUGAUGAAGCUGAAGAUAAGGAGAAGGACCAGCGCACGGUAACAGUCAAUCCUUCUCACAUGGGAAAGGCAUUCAAGGUCAUGAAUGAAUUACGGAGCAAGCGGCUCCUCUGUGACGUGGUGAUUGUUGCCGAAGCCAUUGAGAUGGAAGCCCAUCGCGUUGUCCUAGCAGCCUGCAGCCCCUAUUUUUGUGCAAUGUUUACAGGAGACAUGACUGAAAGUAAAGCAAAGAAGAUUGAAAUAAAAGACGUUGAUGGGCAAACACUGAGUAAGCUGAUUGAUUACAUCUACACAGCUGAAAUAGAGGUCACGGAAGAGAACGUGCAGGUUUUGUUGCCAGCUGCCAGCUUAUUGCAAUUAAUGGAUGUUAGACAAAACUGCUGUGAUUUUCUCCAGUCCCAGCUGCACCCCACAAAUUGCCUUGGAAUUCGAGCCUUUGCAGAUGUGCACACCUGCACUGAACUUCUGCAGCAGGCAAAUGCCUAUGCAGAGCAGCACUUUCCCGAGGUGAUGCUAGGGGAAGAAUUCCUUAGCCUUAGUCUGGACCAGGUUUGCAGUUUAAUAUCAAGUGACAAGCUCACUGUGUCUUCAGAAGAAAAGGUCUUUGAAGCUGUUAUAUCUUGGAUAAAUUAUGAGAAAGAGUCUCGCUUAGAACACAUGGCUAAACUGAUGGAGCAUGUUCGUCUGCCCCUUUUGCCCAGAGAUUAUCUUGUACAGACAGUUGAAGAAGAAGCUUUAAUCAAGAAUAACAACACGUGUAAAGACUUCCUUAUUGAGGCCAUGAAAUAUCACUUGCUUCCUCUGGAUCAAAGGCAAUUGAUAAAGAAUCCUAGAACAAAACCAAGGACUCCAGUUAGCCUGCCAAAGGUAAUGAUUGUGGUUGGUGGGCAAGCGCCCAAAGCCAUCCGAAGUGUGGAGUGUUACGAUUUUGAGGAGGAUCGGUGGGAGCAGAUAGCUGAGCUUCCCUCCCGGAGAUGCAGAGCAGGUGUGGUGUUUAUGGCAGGCAACGUUUAUGCGGUCGGGGGGUUUAACGGCUCUCUCAGAGUGCGAACUGUAGACGUGUAUGAUGGCGUGAAGGAUCAGUGGACGUCAAUUGCCAGCAUGCAGGAACGACGAAGCACUUUGGGGGCAGCUGUGCUGAAUGAACUCCUGUAUGCUGUGGGCGGAUUUGAUGGAAGCACUGGUCUGGCAUCAGUAGAGGCCUAUAGCUAUAAAACCAAUGAGUGGUUUUUUGUGGCUCCCAUGAACACAAGAAGAAGCAGUGUUGGAGUUGGAGUUGUGGAGGGUAAGCUGUAUGCUGUGGGGGGUUAUGAUGGAGCAUCACGUCAGUGCCUUAGUACCGUAGAACAGUAUAAUCCGGCUACAAAUGAAUGGACCUACGUUGCUGAUAUGAGCACUCGGCGCAGCGGUGCAGGCGUCGGUGUUCUCAGUGGACAGCUAUAUGCUACUGGAGGGCACGAUGGUCCCUUGGUGAGGAAGAGUGUGGAGGUUUAUGAUCCAGGAACAAAUACCUGGAAACAAGUUGCAGAUAUGAACAUGUGUAGAAGAAAUGCAGGUGUGUGUGCUGUGAAUGGGCUACUCUAUGUGGUUGGAGGAGAUGAUGGUUCUUGCAAUUUGGCCUCUGUAGAGUAUUAUAAUCCUGUCACUGAUAAAUGGACGUUACUGCCAACAAAUAUGAGCACUGGAAGAAGUUAUGCAGGUGUGGCUGUGAUUCAUAAACCAUUGUGACACCUACUCCAGCUAAUGCAAGGAGCAGCAGUGAAGUGAAUCGCCGUGGGUGUUCUCGAGGAGAGGCCUGACACCUGAUUGAAUCCAACUUACUGCUGUUGAACUCCUAGCGUGGCAAGUGCUGCAUUAAGAACUUCCCCUUCCGUGGAUAGUGCAGCGACGUGCCAAUCCUAAGGUGUUGCUUGUUGUCCUUGGUGCAAUCAAUUCUCUCUGAACAGCCGGUUUCCUGGGAUAAACAUUGUGCUUAAACUGAUACCGGAGAGACUGAAUUUCGUGUGUGAAACAAAACGCUACUGUAGGGCAUGUGAGUAAAAACCAAUAUACUGAAUGUCUUCACUACUGAUACUUUGUACACACCUUGAGUUAAGCUAUUUACUCACUGCUCCUGGAACUUACUACUGACAGUGGAAUCUUCUAACCACCAAUCAUCAGAAAUAUACUGGACCGGGGUGCUGGCUUGUGUUUGACUCUGUCUCAGUCACAUGUAUAUAUGUCACUGGACAACUGUAUGUAUCCCUAGCACACUUAUGAUAUGAUUGGAGAUGUACAUUGGAUGAUUGUUUUGCUAGUCACAUAGCUGCUUUUAUAUACAGGAUAGGAUGUGCUGGGCAAUGGUUUGCCCAGAGAAAGGUGAAUACCCCACCCCCCAAAGGUUGUUAAUCCCACAGGAACAUGCUGCUCUGGAGGGCCUUAUUGCUCCCAUAAAACAUGUACUGUUCGAACUAAAAAUCAAGGAAGAAAGUCAUACCUCUGUGUCCUGCAUUUCAAGGCCAUUUCGGAACAGAGCAUUUAAACAUAAGGGUGUGUCUUACUGAGUCAUUGACACGUCUCACCUGUAUCCAGCCAAAUAAUCCUCCCCUCACCCAAGAAGUGAUUAAAGACCAAGAUAAAAUGCC
Molecule: messenger RNA, 2888 nt
Organism: Chrysemys picta bellii (western painted turtle)
Lineage: Eukaryota; Metazoa; Chordata; Testudines; Emydidae
Gene: KLHL3
Product: kelch like family member 3
Biological process (GO): renal sodium ion absorption; protein K48-linked ubiquitination; monoatomic ion homeostasis
Cellular component (GO): cytosol
Molecular function (GO): protein binding
Source: RefSeq, a predicted model, not a curated record